Molecule: messenger RNA, 2253 nt
Organism: Hevea brasiliensis (rubber tree)
Lineage: Eukaryota; Viridiplantae; Streptophyta; Magnoliopsida; Malpighiales; Euphorbiaceae
Exons: 1
Coding region: 1-1704 (567 amino acids)
Source: RefSeq, a predicted model, not a curated record
AUGGAGAUGUAUGAUGAUGAACGUUGGGCUCGUGGAGCGGCAAGCGAUUUAAGAAAGUUAGUCAAGGUAAUCAAUUUAACAGAGGACAUAGUCAUCAAGGUUCUUAUCAGGAUAAUAAGCAGGGUUCUCAGUCUACAGUUGGCAAUAGGGCACAUCAAUCUGGAGUUGGUCAGGGACGUGAGCAGAGGACACAUGCAGGGAAUGCUCGGUAUAACCAGAUUAGCACUGAGCCUAUUACCACUCUUUGUCAUCAUUGUGGUAAGCCACAUAAGGGCACUUGUCAUUGGGUCACUGGAGCAUGCUUUGGUUGUGGACAGCUGGGACACCGUAGACAGGACUGUCCUACUAGUGAGACAACUCAGGGUGCUGGUCAAGCAACACAUUCUGCUCCCUCUCGAGUUCAACCAGCCACAAGAUAGUGGUAGAAAUCAGGGUUUUGGUGCUCGUGGACAGGGUGGUAGAGGUUCUGGUGGUAGAGGAUUUGCUCAAACUCAGGGACAGACAUCUGGUGGUAGAAGUCAAGCUAGAGUUUUUGCUUUGACUCAGCAGGAUGCUCAGGCAUCUAAUGCAGUAGUGACAGGUACACUUCCUAUUUGCUCAUUUGAUGCUAGAGUACUGUUUGAUCCUGGUUCCAGUCAUUCCUUUGUUUCUCCAUACUUUUCCAUGAGAUUUAGUACACCACCUACUUUGUUAGAGUAUCCUUUAUCUGUAUCAACACCUAUGGGGGAUGCAAUAGACACUGAUAUGGUGUAUAGGGGAUGUAUAGUUCACAUUGGAGAUAGGGAAUUAGCUGCAGAUCUUGUUUCUUUGGAUAUGUUUGAGUUUGAUGUGAUUUUAGGCAUGGAUUGGUUAGCCACUUAUCACGUUUCAUUGGAUUGUCAUAAUAAAGUUGUACUCUUUAAAAUUCCUGGGGAGGCAGAAUUUCAAUUUCAGGGAGAUCGCAGUAUAGCCUCUAGUAAUCUUAUCUCUGUAGUGAGUGCUAGACGAUUAUUGCGAAAGAGGUGUAAAGGGUAUCUAGCUUAUGUUAGAGAUGUUCAGGUAGAAGGUGCAGGUUUGGAGAAUGUUGCAGUGGUUAAAGAGUUUCCUGAUGUGUUUCCAGAAGAUUUAUCAGGUUUACCCCCGGAGCGAGAGGUAGAGUUUGGUAUAGACUUAGUUCCUGGAACUGAGCCCAUAUCUAUGCCACCUUAUCGUAUGGCACCCGCAGAACUUAAGGAGUUGAAGGAGCAACUACAGGACCUACUAGAUAAGGGGUUUAUUCGCCCUAGUGUUUCUCCAUGGGGUGCUCCUGUGUUAUUUGUACGGAAGAAGGAUGGGUCUUUGAGAAUGUGCAUUGAUUAUAGGCAAUUGAAUAAGGUAACUGUGCGUAAUAAGUAUCCUCUUUCACGCAUAGAUGACCUGUUUGACCAACUUCAAGGUGCAAAGUAUUUUUCCAAGAUUGAUCUUCGAUCUGGGUAUCAUCAAUUGAGGGUCAAGAAAGAAGACAUACUCAAGACGGCCUUUAGGACUAGGUAUGGACACUAUGAAUUUCUUGUAAUGUCUUUUGGUCUUACCAAUGCUCCGGCCGCUUUUAUGGAUCUCAUGAAUAGAGUUUUCAAGCUUUUCUUAGAUCAAUUUGUUAUAGUGUUCAUCGAUGACAUUCUAGUGUACUCAAAGAGUAAGGAGGAGCAUGAGCAGCAUUUGAGAAUUGUCCUUCAGACUUUAUGAGAACACAAGCUAUAUGCCAAGUUCUCAAAAUGUGAGUUUUGGUUAGAUAGUGUGGCUUUCCUAGGCCAUACAGUAUCUAAGGAUGGGGUGUGCGUUGAUAAGAAAAAAGUUGAAGCAGUGCUUCAUUGGCCUAGACCCACAACUGUGUCAGAGAUUCAUAGUUUCUUGGGUUUAGCAGGGUAUUAUAGACGGUUUGUUCAAAAUUUCUCUCGUAUUGCAGCACCUUUAACUAAGUUGACACAGAAGAAUGUGAAAUUUCAGUGGUCUGAGGCUUGUGAAAAAAGUUUUCAGGAGCUUAAGACUUGUUUAACUACAGCACCAGUGUUAGCCCUUCCAUCUGGAUCAGGGGGUUAUGUAGUAUAUUGUGAUGCUUCUAGAAUUGGUUUAGGAUGUGUUUUGAUGCAGCAUGGACGGGUUAUUGCAUAUGCUUCUCGUCAGUUGAAAAGGCACGAGCAGAAUUAUCCAACUCAUGAUUUGGAAAUGGCUGCAGUAAUUUUUGCUUUGAAAAUCUGGAGGCACUAUCUGUAUGGUGAGACUUGUGAAAUCUUC